Lathyrus oleraceus (garden pea) is the source of this 549-nucleotide messenger RNA. RefSeq lists its product as uncharacterized. The record is from RefSeq and is a predicted model, not a curated record. The coding region runs from base 1 to 549 and encodes 182 amino acids. Lineage: Eukaryota; Viridiplantae; Streptophyta; Magnoliopsida; Fabales; Fabaceae. The transcript has a single exon.
AUGAAAAUUGCACGAACAAAGAAUGGUAUUUCAGUUUCUCAAAGGAAGUACACUCUGGAUUUACUUCAAGAAACAGGUAUGCUUGGAUGCAAAGCUGCCAAUACUCCCAUAGAACAAGUAAAAAGGAGUGAAGAUGAGAAUUUACCAGCUAAUAAAGAUAGAUAUCAAAGUCUAGUCGGAAAACUAAUCUAUCUAACUCACACCAUACCGGUCAUUAGUUUUGCUGUAAGCAUGGCUAGUCGUUAUAUGUCAAAUCCAACUGAAACUAACAUGAGAAAUGUGAACAAAACUCUCCAAUACCUGAAAGGUACGCCAGGCCGAGGACUUUAUUUUCAAAAGAACUCAAAUAGAGGCAUUGAAGUCUACACCGAUUCUGAUUGGGCAGGAUGUUUAUCUGACAGGAAAUCAACUAUAGGCUACUGCACAUUUGUAUGGGGUAAUAUGGUAACUUGGAGAAGAAAGAAACAAUCUGUUGUGGCUAGGAGUAGCGCAGAAGCAGAAUUUAGAGCUAUGUCACAAGGUAUUUGUGAAGGAAUUUGGCUUAAGUGA